This is a messenger RNA of Trichomonas vaginalis G3, 936 nucleotides long. RefSeq lists its product as uncharacterized. Lineage: Eukaryota; Parabasalia; Trichomonadida; Trichomonadidae. The coding region runs from base 1 to 936 and encodes 311 amino acids. The transcript has a single exon. The record is from RefSeq and is a predicted model, not a curated record.
AUGACAUUUGUAUCCCAAAUCGAGCUAAAUAAUGAUCUAUGCACUUCUCAAAUUAGUAAACAUGAUAUUGACAAUGUAAAUGUCGAUUUAACCCAAGUAGGAAACCCAUAUGAAUACAUCAGAUUUAAAAUUUGUGGGAAAGUCAAUGGAAAAGAAGUUGUUCUUACUCCCCAUGGAGGCUGGUACAUUAUGAAUCUUAAAACUUCACAAUUAUUUGAAUGCAUCGCAGCAAGUUAUAAUUGUGAAUAUAUUUAUUUAAAAAUGGACAGAAAAAUGCUUCCAGGAGGUACCUGGGUUUCAGAUGCAUCUAGAAGAAGUAUCAAAUAUAACAAUAUGGAUUCAGGUUUUUAUAUGAAUUAUUUUCAAAGUAAAUUCGAUGAUGAAGAGCUUAAAUUCAAGAUUUUAACAUUCGAAAAACAAUUUAAACGCCUAGUUGAAAGCAAUUCUCUUCAACAGAAAUUUCAAAAUUUUCUUUGGUCCACAAAAAUGGAAACAACAGAUGAGAUCCUCGAAUACUUAGAAUUUAUAGUUCAUGAAAGCAUUUACAAAUUCAAAUAUGUUUUAAAUGGCCAAAACGUUAGAAUUUCUACAAUUUAUGAAAAUCUUUUGAAUAGAAUAUUCGGCUUGUCGAACUUAUCUUACAUAAUAAAAUCAGAUGUGGGAUCAGCUUACGAAAAUACCGAAUCAGGUUCAAUAACUGAAUGUACUUAUUCACUUAGACAAUUUUCAAAUGGUUUCGCAAAAUAUAUUCCACUAUACAAAGAGAAGCUUAAUGAUACAAUUCAAGAAACUAAAAACUUAAUUCUUUUGAAUAGAAACGAGAAAAACUACGUCAACCAGUUCCUAGGAAGGAUUUAUACAUUAGAUAAAGCCAAUAGACUUAUGAAAGUCAAAAAGAAACGAAACGCAUCUGCACAUCAUAGUAAUUACAAUUAA